Messenger RNA from Malassezia sympodialis ATCC 42132, 1506 nucleotides. RefSeq lists its product as uncharacterized. Gene Ontology annotation, molecular function: ATP binding; ATP hydrolysis activity. The transcript has 2 exons. NCBI's taxonomy places the organism in Eukaryota, Fungi, Basidiomycota, Malasseziomycetes, Malasseziales, Malasseziaceae. The coding region runs from base 1 to 1506 and encodes 501 amino acids. Gene Ontology annotation, biological process: protein quality control for misfolded or incompletely synthesized proteins. The record is from RefSeq and is a predicted model, not a curated record. Gene Ontology annotation, cellular component: mitochondrion; cytoplasm.
AUGGCCCCAAGUCCUACGGGCGAGACGCCGUCGGUCGCAUACGAGCGCCAGGUGGCAGCCGGCGAGCUCAAGUCCGACGACUUCCAGCGGCGCAUCGUGCGGCUGCUGGACCACUUGCACGAGCAGCUCAAGACGUACGAGCAGCCGGCUGUGCCGGAGCCGGAGGAGGGGCUCGUCGAUGAGGUGCGCGAGGGCGGCCUGGCGAGCAAGCUGCUGUCGCUCCUGCCGCUGCCUGAGCAGGAGGCCGGCUCGAUGGAGCAGGCCAAGCAGGCCAAGCCGACGGGCGUGCUGCGUGCGCUGGCGGGCCUCUUCCAACGUGCGCCGCCGCCGCAGGAGGCCGUGCGCCCCGAGGGCGCGCCGCAGGGCCUGUAUCUGUAUGGCGACGUCGGCACCGGGAAGAGCAUGCUGAUGGACCUGUUCUAUGCGACGCUGCCGGGCCACAUUACGCGCAAGCGCCGCAUCCACUUCCAUCAGUUCAUGAUGGACGUGCACAAGCGCUCGCACUUUUACAAGUCCAAGUACCACCGCUCGUCGGGGAUCGUGGGGCAGGCGGGGACGCCGCGCGAGUCGCCGUCGAGCUCGGCCGCGGCGCCGACGCGUGGCGCCGGUGGCGCGGCGCACGAGGGCAGCGAGAUUGACCCGAUUGAGCCGGUCGUCCGCGAGAUUGCGCGCACGACGCAGGUGCUGUGCUUUGACGAGUUCCAGGUCGUGGACAUUGUCGACGCGAUGAUCCUGCGCCGCCUGCUCGAGGGACUCCUGCGCUACGGCGUCGUGACGGUCAUCACGUCGAACCGCCCGCCGUCGGAGCUGUACAAGAAUGGUAUCCAGCGGUCGAGCUUCGUGCCGUGCAUCCACCUGCUGCAGACGCAGUACCGCGUCGCGGACCUCAACUCGGGCACGGACUACCGCACCGUGCCGCAGGACCGGUACCAGACGUAUUUCCUGAGCGGCGACGCGGCCGGCGUCGCGGCGUACGAGCGCGAGUGGGAGGCCCUCACGAGCGACGAGCCGGCCAUCGAGGACCGCACGCUGCGUGUGUGGGGCCGCCAGCUGCAUGUGCCUGUGUCGACGUCGAACGCCGCGCGCUUCACGUUCAUGGAGCUGUGCGGCCAGCCGCGCAGUGCAUCGGACUACAUCGCGCUGUGCCGCGAGUUUCCGUGCCUGUUCAUCGACGACAUCCCGCUGAUGACGCUCGACAUGCGCGACCUCGCGCGCCGCUUUAUCACGCUGAUCGACGCCGCGUACGAGGCCAAGACGCGCCUGUGGUGCACGUCCGAGGUCGAGCUCAUGAAGGUGUUUAGUGGUACGCGCGCUAUGGACAAGCCGACGAGCGACCAGAUGCGGGCGCUCAUGGACGACCUGAAGCUGACGAUGGACGACAUUGGCGGCGCGUCGAUCUUUAGUGGCGACGAGGAGCUCUUUGCGUUUGCGCGCCUCCUCUCGCGCCUGAGCGAGAUGGGCACCAAGCACUACGCCGAGCACGCCGCGCUGCCGCGCCGCGGCUAG